CAGAUAUCUAAGUUUGUUUGCACUCCUAUUCCAUCGAAUCAAAGAAUAGCUUCCUUCCGGUGAUAUCGUCGAGUUCCUAGUCCUGUCGACGUUUGUGUUGUGCAUGUGCAGAGUGAAACUAUCAAAAUGCCGAGUCAGGAAGUUGUCACCAACAAAGUUGUCGUUCAUCCGCUUGUAUUAUUAAGUGUGGUUGACCAUUUUAACCGUAUGGGAAAAAUUGGGAACCAGAAAAGAGUAGUUGGAGUUCUGUUGGGGUGUUGGCGAGCGAAAGGUGUUUUGGACGUGUCGAACAGUUUUGCAGUUCCGUUUGAUGAAGAUGAUAAGGACAAGUCAGUGUGGUUUCUUGAUCAUGACUACCUUGAAAAUAUGUAUGGCAUGUUUAAAAAAGUCAAUGCAAGAGAAAAGAUUGUUGGCUGGUACCAUACUGGACCCAAACUUCAUCAGAAUGAUGUUGCAAUCAAUGAGCUGAUAAGAAGAUAUUGUCCAAAUUCUGUGCUUGUCAUCAUCGAUGCAAAGCCGAAAGAUCUGGGCCUUCCUACUGAAGCUUACAGAGCAGUUGAAGAAGUCCAUGAUGAUGGUUCUCCAACUUCAAAAACGUUUGAACAUGUUCCAAGUGAGAUUGGUGCUGAGGAGGCAGAGGAGGUUGGUGUUGAGCAUCUGUUACGGGACAUCAAAGAUACAACUGUUGGGACAUUGUCACAGAGGAUAACAAAUCAGCUGUUGGGUCUGAAGGGGCUUCAUUCACAAAUACGAGAUAUCAGGAACUACCUAGUCCAGGUUGUCCAGGGAAAACUCCCAAUCAACCAUCAGAUAGUUUACCAGCUGCAAGACAUCUUUAACCUUCUUCCUGACAUCAGCCAUGGCAAUUUUGUUAAUUCACUGUAUAUAAAGACAAAUGACCAGAUGCUUGUUGUAUACCUAGCAGCCCUCAUACGCUCAAUCAUUGCUCUCCACAACCUCAUUAACAACAAGCUAACAAACAGAGAUGCAGAGAAGAAGGAAGGUAAGAAGGAUGAUAUAAAGGAUAGUAAAGAGAAGAAAGAAGAGAAGACUAAAGAAGAAAUAAAAGUAGAGAAGAAAUAGCAGGGUAUAUUUUUGUUCUGGCCUUCUGCUUUCCUUUUUUCACAUAAGCCCAUAACUUCAGAGGAACAGUGACUGUUAAGAUUUCAACUAAACACUUUUAUUGUAAACUAAACAUCUCACAUUAAAAUUAAAUCUUUAUUCAGAAUUUUUAUUUUACCUGUGACAUGUCAGGAAUAAAUUAGUGCUUACUGAAAUGGCACAAACAGAAGAACUGAGUGUUUAAAUACUCAAAGACUGGUUUAUCUUGAAAUUUGUUCUGUUUAUUUUUAUUGAAGGCAGAGUUUGUUUCCUCUAGCUUGUGGAUUGUCAUUUUCAUUGUACUGUACUAAUCUUCAUUAAAUUUUUUUAACAAAAACAUGCAAUUUAAUGGUCCUUUUCUUAAAACAGAUUUUUUCAUGAACUCACUUGGCACUCUGAAAGGCCUACAUGUGAGGCAGUGUUUUUACUUUGAUUCAUAUAAUCAUAUAAAUCAUGCAACUUUUCACAUCUUAUUUUGCACUAAAAAUCAAGUGUUCAUCGUGAAAGAAGUAUGAGCAUUUUCAUGUCACAUUACAUGAAGUAACAAUAAGUACAGUUAAUUGCAUAGGAUGACAGAGAAUGUAGUCACAACCACCCAAAAACUCACCUGAAUGAAGGAACUCACAAUAGUAUAUAUAGUAAAUAUAUUUUGGUCAUGAUAACAUGUUCCAAAGGACCAAGAAAUUCAUACUGCAACUUCUCUCAGUGCUGAACCUUAGUUCUGUUCAAAUUCAGAAUGGCCUUUGAAACAGGCAACAAGAACAUUACUUCUCCAUUAUGCAUUCACUUUGCUAACUGAGAUUCUAAUGCAUAAAAGUUAGUAUCACCUGAAAAUGCCUCAUAUAUGAUGCACAAAGAUGUGAAUCUUGCAGGCCUAAAAGUUAAUUUAGCCCCAUGCUUUCACUCAGUUUUUUUUAACCCCAACAACAAAGGUGAGUGCCCCUGGCCAGUGGAGGACUGAGUUUUGUGGAUAUGUCCCAAGUGGCAACUGCAGGAAGUGCAGAGGCAACAGAAGACAUACGAUGAAUGAAAACUGUUUCAUACUGCCAUAAUGUUUGUAGAAGCAUCUCUGGUUUUAUUCAACAGCCUGGACCUCACAUAGAUGAGCUCUGAAGUCCUUUUGACAGUCGUUUGUUAAAUUGUUGAUCUAUUCCGAUUUAGUGUUCAUUGUAAUGACACUAUUUUCAGAUUUCUAGUCACUAGCUUCUGUUCAUAUAUUCAGUUGUGUGUUCAGUUGCUUCCUCAUUUAACCCAUCUCUAUGCUAGUAUUGUUGUUGAGUUGCCUUCUGACAAGUAACAAGCAUUUAUAUAGUUUUUAUAUGUUACUUCGCCCAGAUUUUUCCAUGUCCUUUCUUUAAAAGCAAUUAAGAGAAACGGCACAAUUUAUUACUAGAAAACUCAGUAUCAGUUCUGUAGGAUUUAAAU
Messenger RNA from Cryptotermes secundus, 2526 nucleotides. It is a transcript of the gene Rpn8, whose product is annotated as 26S proteasome non-ATPase regulatory subunit 7. Gene Ontology annotation, cellular component: proteasome regulatory particle; proteasome complex. Gene Ontology annotation, biological process: proteasome-mediated ubiquitin-dependent protein catabolic process. The record is from RefSeq and is a predicted model, not a curated record. NCBI's taxonomy places the organism in Eukaryota, Metazoa, Arthropoda, Insecta, Blattodea, Kalotermitidae. Gene Ontology annotation, molecular function: metallopeptidase activity; protein binding. The coding region runs from base 127 to 1083 and encodes 318 amino acids. The transcript is spliced from 5 exons.